AUGCGUAAUUUUUUUAUUUUGUUUAGUAAACAUGUUUGCAUAAUAUUUAGGUAUAUAUAAAGUUGCCAGCAACUAAAUCUUUCAUUUAUUUUUUGGAUCUAUUUCAAACGGGUUGAGAUGAAAUCGAUUAUUUUUAUUUUUGCUUCACUACUCUUGGUGAACACUGCUUUAGCAGAUGGUCUAGUUAAAAUACCUAAAGUAUGUGAAGACGUGCUUCCAGCUGAUACUUGCAACAAACUCAGAGGUAUUGCAACAAAAUUCCAUGAACAAGUAGAUAUUGUAAAUCAAGCUGUUGUCGACGCUUUCAACCUCCACAUAACUAAGACUGCUGAAGUAUUAGCUUAUGUAAAAGAAUAUCUAGUCGAUAAUGCUAAAGACUUUGUAUGCAAAGAGGUCCUCCCCGAAGAAAGCUGCAAAAAGAUUGGUGAUUUUGUUACUGCUGCACAUCUUCAAGUGUCUGAAGUCAGCCGGGCUGUUCGUGAAGCAAUCGUUAAUGGAGCUCAAAAUGCCGCAGAUUUGUAUAAUAAUGCCAUUUCUUAUUUGACAAAUCUUGUCUCCUGUGAAAAUGUGUUUGACGUAAAGACCUGCGAUAUACUUGACAGAGCGGUUAAAUCAUUCCACGAAAAUAAAAAUAUGGUGAAAGAUGCCAUUGUCCUAGCAAUUAAAAACAAUUUGAAACAGACAAAUGAAAUUCUUCAGUAUGUCAAAGAUUAUCUUGUCAGCAAAGCCACCAACUUUACAUGCAAUAGUGUAAUUACCCAAGAUUUUUGCGACAAAAUAUUUUCUAUCGGUAAAAAUUUAAAACUCACAACAAACGCAAUUCAAGAGGCUCUAUUAGAUGCAAUCGUUAACGGGGCAGUUAAAGCGCAAGACAUCUUUCAUCAAACCCUUGGUUUUUUACUAAACGAUGUAAAAAAUUUAACUUGCAAAGACCUUGUCGACUCAAACAUUUGCAAUAAAGUUGAAGAAUAUGCUAAAAAGCUUCACAUGUCUGUUAAAGAUACAACUCAAGCAAUAAAAGAAGCCAUUAUAGAAGGAGCAAGCAACGCCAAGGAUUUGUACGAUAAAUCCGUCGAGUUUCUUAAAGCACAAUUCUCUUGCGUUCGAGUCUUCCAACAAACAUUUUGUGAUAAAGUCCAAAAACUUGCCGAUAGGUUUACGGUUCCGUUAGUGCAGGUUAACAACUUUAUCCGCAACGCUGUUGCAAAUGGUAUAAGUAAUGCAAUUGAUCUUUACAAACUAAUUGUUAAAUUUAUUUUGGAACGAUGGAACAAUAAUAAUGGAGAUAACUUAUACAAAAGAAGCAUAGAUCAAGAUGAAGUCACAGCUAAAAUAAUUGAAGCGGUUGAAAUGUACAUGGAUGCUACUAACUCUUUUUAAUCAUUUUCGUUAGUAUCAUUAAUCGAUUCGUUACACGUUUGAAUGUAAAUUAAAUGACAUUAUACAAAAAAGUAAUUUGUUAA
Messenger RNA from Hydra vulgaris (swiftwater hydra), 1463 nucleotides. RefSeq lists its product as uncharacterized. The record is from RefSeq and is a predicted model, not a curated record. NCBI's taxonomy places the organism in Eukaryota, Metazoa, Cnidaria, Hydrozoa, Anthoathecata, Hydridae.